Molecule: messenger RNA, 2132 nt
Organism: Daphnia pulicaria
Lineage: Eukaryota; Metazoa; Arthropoda; Branchiopoda; Diplostraca; Daphniidae
Product: inositol-tetrakisphosphate 1-kinase-like
Exons: 9
Coding region: 296-1462 (388 amino acids)
Biological process (GO): inositol trisphosphate metabolic process
Cellular component (GO): cytoplasm
Molecular function (GO): ATP binding; inositol-1,3,4-trisphosphate 5-kinase activity; magnesium ion binding
Source: RefSeq, a predicted model, not a curated record
GAUAUCUCAAAAUUUCUGCCUGACAUAUCCUUUUAAUCUGUCUUGGCUGGGUCUCGUUCUAGGAUACUAACCGGGUGUGCGUGUGUUGUGUAUACAAUCGCAAUUGCCAGCGAUAGUUUUAAGAUCGUGAUUUUUCUUUAAAAUUUAUCGUUAUCAACGAACGGAUAGAAAGUGCCGACGAGCCUAUGGAAAACGCCAAACUUUUGCUGGUCUUUCCGAUUGGCCUUAUUGAACACUGUGCUGUGAAAGGUUUACCUUUACUGUACACGUGACGAUAUACGAAGCAGCUGUCAUCAUGGAUUCGACAAGUAUUAUGCCACGGCACAGAGUUGGCUAUUGGUUUAGUGAGAAGAAAAGCAAGAAAUUUAAUUUGGAAGAGUUUCACGGGAUUUGUGAUCAAGCUGGACUUGAGCUGGUCAAGAUUAAUUUUACUCUUCCAAUUGAAGAGCAAGGUCCAUUUUCUGCCAUUAUUCAUAAGAUGACUGAUGUUAUUGCACAAGCAGACCUUGGUGAUCCUGAAUGUCUUACUAUAGUUCAGUCUUUUGAACGCUUUAUUUGUGCCAACCCCAAAAUAAAAAUCAUUGAUCCAUUUGACAAUCUUCGCCAACUCCUUGACAGAUAUCAAACAUACAGCAAAAUUAACAACAGUGAUCUGCAUAAGGCUGGUGAAGUAUUUGUCCCUCCAUUUGUUGAUCUUGUUAGUUCUGAUGUUGACGAAAACAUCAGAAAACUAAGAGAAGCUGGAGUAAGAUAUCCAUUUGUAUGCAAACCUGCUGUUGCCCAUGGAUCCAAAAUGGCUCAUCAGAUGUCAAUAAUAUUUCACGAAGGAGCAGUCAAAGACUGCGAACCACCAUGUGUUGCUCAGACUUUUAUUCCCCACGAUGCCGUGCUUUUUAAAAUAUUUGUUAUAGGCAAGAAAUACUUUGUGGUCGAACGACCUUCUUUAAAGAACUUUAGCGCUGCCGAAAGACCUACUAUUUUUUUCGACAGCCACGAUGUAUCGAAACCUGAUUCCGUCUCCCUUCUGAGCGUCUUAGACGACGCCGAGAAAAGCGAUGUCCGUCCAACUACCAGCGGAGAGUUACUUGAUAAAGUGAUUUCUAUGCUGCGUUUCGCUCUAGAAAUGAACCUUUUCGGCGUUGACAUUGUCGUAGAAAAGAGCACUGGACAUUACGCCAUUAUCGAUAUCAAUGCAUUUCCAGGCUAUGAAGGCGUUCCAGACUUCUUCACUCACGUCACCGAAGUACUCAAGGAAAUAGUCGAGUCGAGUCCGGUGUCGUCCUCUUCAUCUUCUUCCGUUACCACCACCUCCUCCUCCUCCAGCGGUGUGGGAGAAGAGGACUCGGGCAUCGAUACUGGAGACUCUAGCGACGAGAAACGCCACCAGCAGAACAAUCAAGGCUCGCGGGUGAAACGGUCGUCGGCCCUUUUCAACUCCACCAGUGCUGCUACCAUCAGUUAGAUUUGGUUGGAGAUAAACAAACCCAAAGGGAAAACAACAACAAACGUAAAGGCGUAAUUAUUGCGCCUUUCCAUCGUGACGAUACAGGAGUACACAGCCUUGCCAUUGCGACAAUUUUUCAUCUCUUAUGUUUAUUUUUCUUUUGCUUUUGUAUACAUCUACACAAUUUAUAUAUAUAUAUUCUUCGAGUGUGUUUUCGGCUGUAGGACAAAACAGAAGUCGAAAGCCAUUUAGUCUGCAAAAUAUAAUCAGUUUCCAAGUUUUAUCCCAAACGUAUAUACACUACGAUGAUGAUCUAUCGAUUGAUAUAGAUGAGCUCCUAGGUGCCUUGUGUAUAUUAUAUUUUCCGUCUCAACUCCUCCUCCUGUUUCAUGAAUUGGAAAGAAGAAAAUGUGUGUCCAAAAGUACUAGUGGGGAAAUGUCCUAUUAAGUCGGGACGACGUCAUUGGCUUAUCUUUUUUUUAUCCCAUCCCUUCCACACACACACACUUGAUGUUCUUCCUGUUUCAACGGUAGCGUUUUCCAACAUCCAUGUCUAACCUUUUUUUAAAAUUAAAAACGAGGCAUUAUGUAUCCCACACAUCAAGUGCUGUUGAUUUUGUCAGAGGGUUGAUCGGUCAAGGCAUUUUUCUUCGCGAAAUUUGAAUAAUAAAGAAAGAAAAGAAAGUUA